GUCAUGGUAAUAAUAUAAAUGGUCCAUUAAAUGGUGGUAAUGUGAAUGCAAGUGGUGGAGCACAAACUCCCGGUCCAUAUAUGGGUGCGUCAAGUCGUUACUCGAAUUUAUCGUUUUGGAAAGCACGUCGUGUUAUAUUUUAUCGUAAUGGUGAUCCAUUUUUUCCCGGUGUUGAAUUAAGAUAUCGUCCUGGUCGUGAUAUUACAUCAUUGGAUAAUUUAUUAGAUAAAAUAUCACCAAAAAUUGAUUUACCUCGUGGUGCUCGUUAUGUAUUUUCAAUGGAUGGUGAUCGAAAAUAUAAUUUAGAUGAAUUAGAAGAUGGAGCCUCAUACGUUGUUUCAUCAUUUAAGUCAUUUAAGCCUGCCAGUUACGGAAAAAAGAACGGUAUGUGGUAUGCAUCACCUGGUAAUCAAGGAUGGGGAUCAAAACCAGCUAGUCGUAAACCAUCGAUUAUGGAAGCUGAUUUAGGUACAUUAUCAUCAACGACUGGCUCUAUUAAACGUAGCGCUGGUCGUGUAAUUAGAAUAGUUAACAAUUUGGAUCAUUCGGUACAGUGUCGAGUACUCUUAAAUUUGCGUACAUCACAGCCAUUUGAAGAUGUUUUGGAAGAUUUAGGGCAAGUAUUGAAAAUUAAUGGAGCACGAAAAAUGUAUACUGGAACCGGUCAAGAAGUUAGGAGCUUUUCCCAGCUUCGUAAUGAAUUUGCUGAUGUCGAUACAUUUUAUUUAGCUACCGGACCAGCGAUAGUUGCUGGUUCACCGAUACGACGUUCUAGAUCACGAGCUGCCCUGACAGCGCCAAUACCCAUCGCACAAGAUGAUUUACCGAAAAUUUCACCACAUGUUCAACGUUCACGUAGUAAAAGCCGUCCAAGGAUAUUGUAUGCUCCAGAAAGUGAAAUUGUUAGACCAAGUGGUGAAUACACAAUGCUAGACAUUAUGAAAGAAGAACCAACAAAAGUUACGAUAAGAGGUUUAAGAAGAACGUUUUAUCCACCAAUACAUCAUGCUCCUGCAGAUAAUUCACCACCAGACAAAAAAUUAUUAUUGCAAUGGGUGCAUGGUUACCGAGGAAUUGAUGCACGAAGAAAUCUUUGGGUAUUACCAUCAGGAGAAUUACUAUAUUAUGUUGCUGCAGUUGCUAUCCUACUUGAUAGAGACGAAGAAGCCCAAAGACAUUAUACAGGCCAUACAGAAGAUAUUAUGUGUAUGGACGUACAUCCAUCCAGAGAAUUAGUAGCAUCAGGUCAAAGAGCUGGACGUGACAGAAAAUCACAAGCACAUGUUAGAAUUUGGAGUACUGAAUCUUUACAAACGUUGUAUGUAUUUGGUAUGGGUGAACUAGAUUCAGGUGUUACAGCGGUAGCAUUUUCUCAAUUGAAUGGUGGUAGUUACAUAUUAGCAGUUGAUGCCGGGCGUGAGAGUAUUUUAUCUGUAUGGCAAUGGCAAUGGGGUCAUUUACUCGGAAAAGUUGCGACUUUGCAAGAAGGAUUGUCAGGUGCUGCUUUCCACCCACUUGAUGAUAAUUUAAUUAUCACUCAUGGUCGUGGUCAUCUAGCAUUCUGGCAUCGACGUAAGGAUGGUUUCUUUGAACGUACCGAUAUUGUUAAACAACCUUCACGUACACAUGUUACAAGUGUUCAAUUUGAACCAGAUGGUGAUGUUAUAACAGCUGAUUCAGAUGGAUUUAUAACUAUAUAUAGUGUUGAUUCGGAUGGAGCAUAUUUUGUACGUACAGAAUUUGAGGCCCACAAUAAAGGUAUAGGAUGUUUGAUAAUGUUAUCAGAAGGCACUUUGUUAUCUGGUGGUGAAAAGGACAGAAAAAUUGCAGCAUGGGAUUCAUUACAAAAUUAUAAAAGAAUUGCAGAUACAAAGUUACCUGAAUCGGCAGGCGGAGUGCGAACGAUUUAUCCUCAAAGACCAGGUCGUAAUGAUGGUAACAUAUAUGUUGGAACCACACGCAAUAACAUUUUAGAAGGAUCAUUGCAAAGACGUUUUAAUCAAGUCGUAUUUGGUCAUGGUAGACAAUUAUGGGGUUUAGCAGCACAUCCUGAAGAUGAAAUGUAUGCAACAGCUGGUCAUGACAAGCAUAUAGUUUUAUGGCGUAAACAUAAAUUAAUUUGGACCAUACAAACUGGCUAUGAAUGUGUUUCAUUAGCUUUUCAUCCAUUUGGUACUGCAUUGGCAACUGGCAGUACCGAAGGGCAUUUAUUGGUUAUAAAUUCUGAGAAUGGUGCUGUUAUGUUAACUUUAAGAAUAUGCGGAUCCCCCAUAAAUUGCAUCGCAUAUAAUCAAGUUGGUGAUAUGAUUGCAAUGGGAUCACAAAAUGGAAGUAUUUAUUUAUUUAGAGUAUCACGUGACGGUUUUUCAUAUAAAAAAGUAAAUAAAAUUCGUGGUUCACAACCGUUAACACAUUUAGAUUGGAGUGUUGAUGGAAAUUAUGUUCAAACUGUUACAAUUGAUUUUGAUUUAUUAUUUUGGGAUGUUAAAUCCUUAUCACCCGAACGUAGUCCAAUUGCUAUGAAAGAUGUUAAAUGGUUAACACAUAAUUGUACCGUAGGAUUUUUAGUAGCUGGACAAUGGAGUAAUCGUUAUUAUACAAAUUCAUCAACAAUUAUUACUACAUGCAAUCGUUCAGCUAAUCAAGAUAUUUUAAUGUCUGGUGACACAGAUGGUUAUUUAAGAUUAUUUAGGUAUCCAUGUAUAUCUCCACGUGCUGAAUUCCAUGAAACAAAAGUUUAUUCAGGUAUGCUAGCAUCCGUCAGAUUUUUGUAUGGUGAUCGUACAAUAAUAACAGUGGGCGGUACAGAUGCCUCAUUAAUGGUUUGGGAUUUAGUUGAAGAAUAGCCCAUAUGGCCACCGUGGCAUCAACGUUUAUAUUUAAAUGCAUUGUACCCAACAUCGACCGAAGCACGUUACGUUGACUAUUGGCGAGGUCAACAGCAUCAUCGUCCUAGUAUACAAUCUUCAAAUAUUGAGGAAUCUGAUUCUGUCGUUGA
Molecule: messenger RNA, 2998 nt
Organism: Condylostylus longicornis
Lineage: Eukaryota; Metazoa; Arthropoda; Insecta; Diptera; Dolichopodidae
Gene: DCX-EMAP
Product: echinoderm microtubule-associated protein-like CG42247
Exons: 11
Coding region: 81-2846 (921 amino acids)
Biological process (GO): microtubule cytoskeleton organization; intracellular signal transduction
Cellular component (GO): mitotic spindle
Molecular function (GO): microtubule binding
Source: RefSeq, a predicted model, not a curated record